Messenger RNA from Rodentolepis nana, 810 nucleotides. NCBI's taxonomy places the organism in Eukaryota, Metazoa, Platyhelminthes, Cestoda, Cyclophyllidea, Hymenolepididae. The record is from the annotation of a GenBank genome assembly.
AUGUUCCAUGUCUAUUUUCAGCCUCAGUCAGAAAUUAUUUCGUUUUUACUAAAAACUUGGCGCACGGCCUACUGUGAUCAAUGUCUAUCUAUGAGCUCCUCGGACGCUUACUAUCCGGUUUGGUUUUAUACUACUACUGAAACCUUACCGAAUUACAACCUGUCAGCUUAUAAUAACCGUACUCUUAAAUUUUUUGACCGUCUCAAUAUUGUUGUUGAAUGUAUUUCGCUUUAUAUUCAAAACACUAAUGUAUCCUUCCUUGAUUCCGUUAAUUUUCCUACAUUUUCUUCUAUUCAAGUUGACAAAAAUGUUUGUCGGAAUUGCCUUAAUGAAUACUCAGGCCUUAUUCAAUCCUACGAAGUAUGGAUUAAUGAAGUCAGUGGUUACAAACAGCGCUCAUUUCUUCUUCCUCUAGACAUUAACUCUUUCUCCUACCGUAAGUUAUGCAUUGACGUGGUAGAUGCUGCAAAUCGUACUCACUUUGUUUGGUCAAACAUUCUCGAGUGCUCGUCUCUACCUUCUCAGAAAGCAGGCUCCACUUUACUCCCUCUAAUUAUCUGUGUAAUUAUUGGGGUGGUUUUCCACGCUGCACUAGUCUGUUUCUUCCAUAAACCAAGCCAUGUUAUCGUUUAUAUGCAGUCGAGAGUCGAAGCUACUACGGGGACCGUGCAACCAACAACCAGUAAUGUUAUGAAUACUGAUAACUCUCAGCUCCCUGUGUCUUCACUGCUUCGGAAAACCAGUUUUGCACCUGUUGCUAGAAAUAUCUCUUUUGACCUCUUAACCCAAGAAGACCAUCUAAGUUACUGA